UACUUCAGUUGCGCCACCAUUUCAUAGCAGCUAUGCGGAAGAUAAUAUUUAUUAUUAUUGCAUUCUUCUUUUCAUCAACGAAUGGAAAGACAGAACAAGUCAAUAUGAUUGUUGACGUCAUCCAAGCUGCUAAUAGACCAUCUUCUGUGAUUGGUAAACUUUGUUGGACACCUACCAAAAUAAUUCAUUUGUCCUCGGCACUCGUGAAAGAAAAUAUUCAAUUCAGUGCUAAUGCCGGUUUGACAAAUGAUUACAUGCAAUUUUACGAUGAGGAACAGCAAAUCGUAUUUCUGGCUGAUCUCGAUUGUCCCGAUAUUGAAGAUUAUUUUCAAAUGAAUAGUACGAGAACUUUUUUCCGUGCACCAUUCCGCUGGAUUCUAUUUGGAGACUCUGGAUCUGUCAACGAGGAUAAUAUAGUGCCAGAGGCCAUAGCUAAUGUAGAUGUGCUGAUUGACUCCGAAGUUUUGGUAGUAAGAAGCAUUGACGAUGCAUAUGAAAUGCACUUUAUUUACAGAAUAAGCCCAAACAAUACUUGGAACACAGAGUACUAUGGAACUUGGGAUAGCAAAAAUCGAUUUCAAAAAUCGAAUCGAUUCGUCGAGCCGACAUCUCUAAGACGUCUUGAUAUAAAUGAAUAUGAAAUUAGCAUUUGCUAUGUGCUAACAAACAACAAUAGCAUCAACCAUUUAUCUGAUGGACUAGACGAUCACAUUGAUACGAUUACAAAGGUGAAUUUCCCCACGACCAACCAUUUGUUGGACUUCCUUAAUGCUGGAAGGAAAUAUAUCUUUGCUGAAACAUGGGGCUAUAAGGUCAAUGGCACCUGGAACGGUAUGACUGGUUACUUGGUAAGGGGCGAAGUUGAAAUUGGGGGGUCUCCAAUGUUCUUCACGUUUGAAAGAGUAUCGAUAGUCGACUACAUUUCGAGUCCAACACCAACUCGAUCCAAAUUCGUGUUUCAACAACCUAAACUAUCAUAUGAGAACAAUUUGUUCCUAUUACCGUUUAAUACAACUGUAUGGUAUUGUACUGUAGGUUUGGUCUUCGUAAUAUACCUUGUACUGCUUCUGGUGGCGAAGUGGGAAUGGAAGAAGACAAAACAUACUAUUGAAACGAGGGAAAAAGACGCUGGUGUCCUAAGAGCUAACGUUGUUGAUGUUAUCAUUUUGAUAUUCGGAGCUGCUUGUCAACAAGGAAGUCCUUCAGAACUGAAGGGAUCACUAGGUCGUAUUGUAAUGCUGGUACUGUUCCUUGCUCUGAUGUUCCUCUACACCUCCUACUCAGCCAACAUCGUUGCUCUUCUUCAAUCUAGUUCUUCUCACAUCAAAACUCUGGACGAUUUACUCCACUCCAGAAUCAAAUUUGGCGUCCAUGAUACUGUCUUCAAUAGAUACUAUUUCUCGACUGCAACAGAACCAGUAAGAAAGGCAAUUUAUGAGAAGAAAGUGGCUCCACCAGGCACCACUCCUCGGUUCAUGACUAUGGAUGAAGGAGUCUUACAAAUGCGCAAGGGGCUAUUCGCAUUCCACAUGGAAACAGGCGUUGGUUACAAGUUUGUAGGAAAAUAUUUCAAUGAAGGAGAAAAGUGUGGUCUUCGUGAGAUUCAGUAUUUGCAAGUUAUAGAUCCCUGGCUAGCUGUUCGAAAAGAUACUCCAUUCAGAGAGAUGUUUAAAAUUGGAACGAAAAGAAUUCAAGAACAUGGGUUACAGUACAGAGAAAACCGUCUAAUGUACGAGAAACGUCCAAAAUGUUCAGGCGGAGGAUCAAACUUCGUAUCCGUCAGCAUGGUCGACUGUUAUCCUGCAAUACUAAUAUUAUCAUACGGAACUAUUGUCGCACUAUUCUUCCUUGGUCUAGAAAUAUUAGUCCAUAAAAGAGAAAAAGUAUUACUAAAAUUGAAAUGUAUGAAAGAGGAAAAUUACGAUUAAUGGCAGAAGUUAAUUCUUAAGA
Molecule: messenger RNA, 1950 nt
Organism: Spodoptera litura
Lineage: Eukaryota; Metazoa; Arthropoda; Insecta; Lepidoptera; Noctuidae
Product: ionotropic receptor 75a-like
Cellular component (GO): membrane
Molecular function (GO): ligand-gated monoatomic ion channel activity
Source: RefSeq, a predicted model, not a curated record